This is a messenger RNA of Necator americanus (New World hookworm), 222 nucleotides long. RefSeq lists its product as uncharacterized. The coding region runs from base 1 to 222 and encodes 73 amino acids. NCBI's taxonomy places the organism in Eukaryota, Metazoa, Nematoda, Chromadorea, Rhabditida, Ancylostomatidae. The transcript has a single exon. The record is from RefSeq and is a predicted model, not a curated record.
AUGCGGAUUCCUUCACAAAGUGCAUCCAAGACGCUGCAAGAGAAACGAUCCCGGUACAGUUCUGUAUGUGUCGCGCGCAGCACUGGUGACUUCAACCAGGGAAAGCGUCUUAGAAGGAACUUGCGUCGCCAACUGGAACAAGACCGAGAUAACGAGUGGGCGUCAAGAGCGAAGGAGUUGGAAAAGGAGGACAAGAACCCGCGGAAAGAGCUGAUUUAUUAA